AUAUUCACCAUGCCAUAUGAUUUAAUAUAAUGAUAUCUUCACAUACCUUCAACAAAGUUGUGUUUGAAUUUCCUGAUAUUAAGGCCACAGCUUUUUGCUUGAAUCUUAAAUCUAGUAUUGCAAUUUUAUCUGGGCCUCAAUCUAUAUCAUUAAUUGAUGUUAACCAACUUACAGCAUCUACCGCGUUAAUAAAACAGUAUCAUUGCCAAGAAAAGUGGGAUAUAAACACUAUUUUAUGUAUGGGAGAUGCAACACUGACAACUUUUGUCAAAACAUGCGAUCACAUUGCCAUCUUAUAUAGAAUAACGGAAGAUUUGCAAUUGAAAGAAAUCGCUCAAAUACAAAGACAUUCCAGGAUUAUCAGCGACGUGGAUAAAUGCGACUUAGAUCCUAAUUUAUUCAUAACAAGUUCCAUGGACAACUAUUGCCAUAUAUGGGAUAUAAGAUGCUUAUCCGGAAAUUUCAAUAAACCCGUCAACACUCUUAAUUCUAUAACUCCCGCUUCUCAAUGUAAAUGGAGCAAACAUGAUUUUAACGUUAUUGCUAGUGCUCAUGAAACCGAUAUACAUAUAUGGGAUAUAAGGAAACCGAAAUGUCCUCUCCAUUUUAUACCGGCACACUCUUCCGCCAUUAAUUCUCUGGAUUGGUACUGCCCAAAUAGUCAUUCUCAAAAUCAAAAUGGUGAUGAUCAGCACUUAUUAGUUUCAGCCGGUCAAGACGCCAAAUUGAAAACAUGGCGACCAGUGGCAAGUUCUUGUUCUUGGACUACGAGUGGCUCUUAUAAUCUAACAGUACCUGCGAGAAAGGCACGAUUUGUGAAUGGAUGGAACAGAGGUCUAAUGACCAUUCCUGUAAACAACUUUUCCCAUUCGAGCUUGAAUGUCAACGCAAAAUUUUCGAACAAUCACUUGAGUCUUUGGGAUCUCGGACAGAACAACAAACCACAUAACGGCGAUGAGAUUGGCAGCAAGGGUUAUCGUCAAAGUUACCCUAAAAAUUCAAGGAAAACUAAAUUUAAACAUUCUCUCCACAAUAAUAAAUUUAAUUGGGAAGAUGAUGACGAUUCUUUCUUUUACCUGAGUUUAGACAAAUACAAUCAUCUUACCUCGCUUUUCAAUUACCCCAUCCCUUCCAUCCAACAGCCUAUACAUCGUUUCGUGGGUUCCCGUGAUUGCAUCAUAGACUUCAAUUUCAGAAUUAUUGAUCGAAAGAUAUCGGCAACUUCUCAAGCAUUGAGAACUAUUAGUGAAGAGAAAAAUGAAGAGAGUGAUUUAAUAUUCGAUUCUUCCCUAGUCACUCACGAGUUAUUAGCUUGGGGCCGGGAUCGAUGCUUAAGAAUAUGGUCUUUGAUGCCUCAAUUAGCCGAAUUUUUUAGUCAAGGCCAAAUUUCUAACGUCGAUAAAUCCGCCGUCACAGUUAAUAGCGACCACCAAUCAUCAGUAGAAGAAGUAUUGGUUAUGGAAAAUCAAUUUCAUCAAAAAAUGAAAAAUAAUACGAAAAAUGUAUACCCUGAGAAUAUACCAUUACUGACUCCGACUCAGCUUUUAUCUAAAGACCGUACAAAAUGGCGUCAGUUCGGGUCGGACUUGAAAGUCAAAUCAGGUGACACUUUUGAACCCGAUGGAUAUGACGCAAAUGAUUUCGACCAAGAAUCAAAUUUUAAUGGCCCCUUUAUCAGUAAAUUUACCGAAGUGCCGUCUAAUGAUAAAACCCUGCAUUAUGGGAAGGAUGUAGAGGAUAGAUAUAGCACGAGAAAUCGAAUCGAUUCUAACUUAUUUCAAAGACCCGAUAAUCGAGUAUCCGAUAAACGGGUUCAAACAUUGGAUGUCAAAAAAUCAAACGAAAUUGAGUCCAUCAAACUUUUAACUAAGACUCAUUCCCUCGAUCAAUCCCUAUUUAUUUUUAGAAUUCUUGCACCUAAUACCGUCGAUUCGGAGACUCGUACGAAUCAACAAAAGAGUCACUGUUCUUUUAAAAUUAAAGUCGUAUUUCCCAAAUUGAAGAAAGUUACGCCAUUGUCGGAGUCCAAUUUCAAAUUGAGAGUACUACCACAAUUUUACAUCGCUCUCGAGGACGAUAUGGAUAUCAAGAAAUUUGACUUACCUAAAAUAUCGCGUGCCCUUAGUUCUCACGCUGAGAAUAGUAUCAGAAGGGGUCUGCCUUGUUUAGCUCCUUGUUUACGAUUAGCCCAUAAAAUACUAUCUAAUCAAUUUACCGACACUAAUUUUAAUUUUUUCCCCUUUAAGGUAGUAGAUAAUAAUAAUAUUAAAGCAGCCAAUCAAUCUCAUAUUCAGCGUGAAUCAAGUCUUCUUAAAAAUGAAGGUUUACAUCUUAAUAAUGAUAGCACAGAGCAGAAUUUCUCUCAUCAGUUUGAUGAAAGGAAUGACAAAAAAGAACACAACAAUGAAAAUAAUUUUGAUUGUUCUUACCAAACGUCGCCAGCUUACGAAGAACGCAAUGACAAAAAGUUCAAUUAUCCUGAUUCUAUACCUUUCCCUAGAACGUGUGGUGCUUCAUUUUCUGGAUCAAAUUUUCUAGUAUGUUUUUUUCGUCACAAUACAUCAUCGACGCUCUCCGUUAGCAAUCCUUCACUAGAUAUUAUCGGUAACGAUAAUAAUAAACUCAUUCCCAGAGCCGUAUCAGUUUGGCAUAGUUUCAAUAAAAACUCAGGCGAAUCCUAUGAUAAUACAUAUGAUAACCAAAAUUUAGAGUCAAAAGACGAAAAAUCCGAUAGAGCUGUAAAUAAUAUGGUUGUUAUUUACCGAUUGGAAGAUUCUCUAGUUUCUAAUUCAACCGAUUCCCUAAAUGUUUCAGAAUAUCUUUCUAUCCUCUUUACAGAUCGUCUCCUCAAUGCAGAUGGGGUUGACGCAUGCAACGCCAAUGAUAGUGUUAUAAUAAAUACAAAAAGGCUCAGUAAUAGUAAUGCCAACAUCCAGACCAACAAAAUGAUUCGAAAAUUUUGGAUGCUUCUAUACCUAAACGCCUUUUACAAAACCCACGAUUAUCAAUCGUUAUUAAUAUUGCUUGAAAAAUGGUUAUUGCCCUACCUUGCCCAAAUCAAGGAUGUUCGAAAUAUGGCGCGUAUGGUCAUAUUUUUGAUAACUCAUGUAUUUAAUACGAAUUAUCAUAAUCAAGAUGAAAACAAAGUUACAAAUAAUCAGACGCCUUGUUAUGGGUUGAUCGAAAAUCAAAACAUUUCUUUUAUUAGGCCUUGCAGUUGGGAAAAUUUAACAAAAGACCAUAUCAUUGUUCAAAAAAAUUAUCCAGUUGAGCUUGAAACAGAUUCAGACAAAAAUGCUGCACCUCAAAGUCAUAACGUGAUACCAUUUGUAUCAAGCUCAAAACCUUUAAUGAUCACGAGUCUAUCCGACACCUUAACCUAUGAUUUACCAGCCAAUAAUAAUUUUCAACCAUUAACACGGCUAAAUAAAAGUUUAUUAAUCCAAUUUUUUGGAUGUAUGGACCUCUAUUCCGAUAUAUUAUAUUCUCAGGGACUCUACGUUCAAAGAGCUUACAUAUAUAAACGAAUUAAUAUUUUUUCUAAGACAUCUUCACUCACAAAUAUUACCGAUUUGUCCUGUAAUUCAAACAUUCAACAUGUCAAUCGUCGCGAGCAAUGUCUUCGUGGGAACCCUAUUUGUUCGAUUUGUAGAUUAUCGGUAAGAGGUUUGGCUAAUUUUUGCCUUAGAUGUAAUCAUGGGGGGCACUUAUCUCAUUUUCAAAAAUGGUUUUCGCGGAAUAAUGAAUGUCCGACUGGAUGUGGGUGCCAAUGCCUUUUUUCUAAAUUAAUAUAAAUAAUGUAAACUAUUUUUUAUUUGUCUGUAUUAAAUAUUAACUCUA
Messenger RNA from Gordionus sp. m RMFG-2023, 3840 nucleotides. RefSeq lists its product as uncharacterized. Gene Ontology annotation, biological process: positive regulation of TORC1 signaling; cellular response to amino acid starvation. The transcript has 13 exons. Gene Ontology annotation, cellular component: Seh1-associated complex; vacuolar membrane. The coding region runs from base 30 to 3794 and encodes 1254 amino acids. The record is from RefSeq and is a predicted model, not a curated record. NCBI's taxonomy places the organism in Eukaryota, Metazoa, Nematomorpha, Gordioida, Chordodea, Parachordodidae. Gene Ontology annotation, molecular function: protein binding; signaling adaptor activity.